Apodemus sylvaticus (European woodmouse) is the source of this 5808-nucleotide messenger RNA. RefSeq names its product ATPase phospholipid transporting 10D (putative) (gene Atp10d). Gene Ontology annotation, biological process: phospholipid translocation. Gene Ontology annotation, molecular function: magnesium ion binding; ATP hydrolysis activity; ATP binding. Gene Ontology annotation, cellular component: plasma membrane. NCBI's taxonomy places the organism in Eukaryota, Metazoa, Chordata, Mammalia, Rodentia, Muridae. The record is from RefSeq and is a predicted model, not a curated record. The transcript has 23 exons. The coding region runs from base 177 to 4433 and encodes 1418 amino acids.
GGUAUUGUUCUGCUUCUCAAAAGCAAAUGGCUGGUUUGGAAGCAUAACUCUCCCCGCCCUUUGGAUCCCUGCUCGGUUCUCUUUUGGCACUUUGGGAUCCGUGGUAACCAUGCUGUGAUGAACGCCCCGGGAGGGACAGAUCACCUGUACCAGCCAGGUCUCCCUGCGUCUUGGAUAUGACUGAGUUUCUUCAGUGGGCCAGACAUCACUGGCAUCGGCUGAUCAAUGGGAGGACGCAGGGUGAAGACGAGAGGUCCUACAACUACUCCUCACUGCUGGCCUGUGGGGGCAAGCCCUCCCAGACCCCCAGACCUGCAGGAAAGCACCGCGUGGUCGUCCCUCACCUUCAGUGCUUCAGAGAUGAGUACGAAAGGUUUUCUGGAACCUACGUGAAUAACCGGAUACGGACGACUAAGUACACGCUUCUGAACUUUGUGCCAAGAAACUUAUUUGAACAGUUUCACAGGGCUGCCAAUUUAUAUUUCCUGUUUCUCGUGGUCCUGAACUGGGUGCCUUUGGUAGAAGCCUUCCAAAAGGAAAUCACUAUGCUGCCUCUGGUGGUGGUCCUCACAAUUAUUGCAAUUAAAGAUGGCUUAGAAGACUACCGGAAAUACAAAAUCGACAAGCAAAUCAACAACUUAAUAACCAAAGUUUACAGUAGGAAAGAAAAAAAGUACAUUGACUGUUGCUGGAAAAACGUCACCGUUGGGGACUUCAUCCGCCUGUCCUGCAAUGAGAUCAUCCCUGCAGACAUGGUCUUACUCUUUUCCACAGACCCAGAUGGAAUCUGCCACAUUGAGACUUCAGGCCUUGACGGAGAGAGCAAUUUAAAGCAGAGGCAGGUGGUGCGCGGCUGCGCGGAGCAGGACUCUGAAGUUGAUCCCGAGAAGUUUUCCAGUAGGAUAGAAUGUGAAAGUCCAAACAAUGACCUCAGCAGAUUCCGAGGCUUCCUGGAACAUUCCAAUAAAGAACGUGUGGGCCUCAGCAAAGAGAAUUUAUUGCUCCGAGGGUGCACCAUCAGAAACACAGAGGCCGUUGUGGGCAUUGUGGUCUAUGCAGGUCAUGAAACCAAAGCCAUGCUCAACAACAGUGGGCCUCGGUAUAAGCGCAGUAAAUUAGAGAGAAGAGCCAACACAGAUGUCCUCUGGUGUGUCCUGCUUCUGAUCGUCAUGUGUUUAACUGGUGCACUGGGUCACGGAAUAUGGCUGAGCAGGUAUGAAAACAUGCUCUUUUUUAACAUCCCUGACCCGGAUGGACGUGUCGUAUCACCUGUGCUGACCGGAUUCUAUGUGUUCUGGACCAUGAUCAUCUUGCUGCAGGUUUUGAUCCCCAUCUCUCUCUACGUGUCCAUCGAGAUCGUGAAGCUUGGCCAGAUCUAUUUCAUCCAGAGCGAUGUCGAUUUCUACAAUGAGAAAAUGGAUUCUACUAUUCAGUGCCGAGCCCUGAACAUCACUGAGGACCUUGGGCAGAUUCAGUACCUCUUUUCCGAUAAGACAGGAACCCUUACUGAGAAUAAGAUGGUAUUUCGGAGGUGCAGUGUGGCAGGGUUUGACUACUGCCAUGAAGAAAACACCAAGAGGCUUGAGUCCUAUCAGGACACUGUCUCUGAAGAUGAGGAAUGCACAGACACUCUCAGCGGCUCCCUCAGCAAUGUGGCAAGACCCAGAGCCCAGGGCUGCAGGACGCUUCACAGUGGGUUUCUGGGAAAGCCUUCGGCUCGGCUCUGUGGGAGCACCUCUGCUGUGGGAAAUGGAGAAGGAUCCGGGGAAGCAUCUCAUUCCAGACAGGCUGCAUUUAGUAGUCCCAUUGAAACAGACGUGGUACCAGAUACCAGACUUUUAGACAAAUUCAGCCAGAUUAGCCCUCAGCUGUUCACGCGACUGGAUGGUACCUCUCGGAGUUCACCACCAGAGACUUUGUACAUCAUGGACUUCUUUAUCGCGCUGGCAAUUUGCAACACAGUGGUGGUCUCUGCUCCAAACCAACCUCGCCAAAAGAUUGGGCUCUCCUCACUGGGUGGAAUGCCCAUCAAGUCCUUGGAAGAGAUUAAAAACAUCUUCCAGAAAUUGUCUGUCCGGAGAUCAAGUUCACCAUCCCUUGCCAGCGGCAAGGAUUCAACCUCUGGGACUCCCUGUGCCUUUGUGAGCAGAAUCUCUUUCUUUAGUCGAACAAAAUUGUCACCUCCCAUGGAGGACGAGUCUUCCCAAAUGGAUGAAAUUCCCCAGGCCAGCAACUCAGCUUGCUGUACAGAAACGGAGGCACAAACCAGUGACGUAGGACUCAGCGCUGGCUCGGCUGAAGCCCCAAAUGGUCCACCGCCCUUGGCCUCCAACCUGUGUUACGAGGCAGAGAGUCCAGAUGAAGCAGCCUUGGUGUAUGCCGCCAGAGCUUACCGUUGCACUUUACAGUCUCGGACCCCAGAGCAGGUCAUGGUGGACUUUGCUGCUUUGGGCUCAUUAACAUUUCAACUCCUACACAUCCUGCCCUUUGACUCGGUGAGGAAGAGAAUGUCAGUCGUGGUCCGGCAUCCUCUUUCCAAACAAGUCGUGGUGUAUACGAAAGGCGCCGAUUCUGUGAUCAUGGAGCUGUUGUCCGUGGCUUCCUCCUCGGAUGGAACAAAUCCGGAAGAACAACAGAUGCUAAUAAGGGAGAGAACGCAGAGGCACCUGGACGAGUAUGCCAAGCGCGGGCUGCGCACCUUAUGUGUAGCAAAGAAGGUCAUGAGUGACACGGAAUACACAGAGUGGCUGAGGAAUCACUUUCUAGCUGAAACCAGCAUCGACAACAGGGAAGAACUGCUAGUUGAAUCUGCCAUGAGGCUAGAGAAUAAACUCACGUUGCUUGGUGCUACUGGCAUUGAAGAUCGUCUGCAGGAGGGGGUCCCCGAGUCUAUAGAAGCCCUUCACAAAGCUGGCAUCAAGAUCUGGAUGCUGACAGGGGACAAGCAGGAGACGGCUGUCAACAUAGCGUACGCAUGCAGACUCCUGGAACCCGAUGACAAGCUCUUCGUGCUCAAUGCACAGAGUAAGGAUGCCUGUGGGAUGCUGAUGAGUGCAAUUUUGGAAGAGCUUCAGAAGAGAACUCAAGUGUCUCCGGAGCUGACAUCACCAAGAAAGAACUUUCCUCAGCCUCCUGACCCUCAGUGCCCAGGACGUGCAGGGCUUGUUAUCACUGGGAAGACCCUGGAGUUUGCCCUGCAGGAGAGUCUACAAAGGCAGUUCCUUGAGCUGACUGCAUGGUGCCAAGCUGUGAUCUGCUGCCGAGCCACCCCACUUCAAAAAAGUGAGGUGGUGAAAUUGGUUCGAAACCAUCUCCAUGUGAUGACCCUGGCCAUUGGUGAUGGUGCCAAUGAUGUUAGCAUGAUACAGGUGGCCGACAUUGGGAUUGGUGUCUCAGGACAAGAAGGCAUGCAGGCUGUGAUGGCCAGUGACUUUGCCAUUUCUCAGUUCAGACAUCUCAGCAGGCUGCUUCUUGUGCACGGGCACUGGUGUUACACGCGGCUCUCCAACAUGAUUCUCUAUUUUUUCUACAAGAAUGUGGCCUAUGUGAAUCUCCUUUUCUGGUACCAGUUCUUUUGUGGGUUUUCAGGAACAUCUAUGACUGACUAUUGGGUUCUGAUCUUCUUCAACCUCCUCUUCACAUCCGUCCCCCCCAUCAUUUAUGGAGUUUUGGAGAAAGAUGUUUCGGCAGAGACCCUCUUGCAGCUGCCAGAGCUUUACCGGAGUGGUCAGCGAUCAGAGGAAUAUUUGCCCCUCACCUUCUGGAUCACCUUGUUGGAUGCCUUUUAUCAAAGCCUGGUCUGCUUCUUUGUGCCUUACUUUACUUACCAGGGCUCUGACAUUGACAUCUUUACCUUUGGGAAUCCCCUGAACACAGCAGCUCUGUUCAUCAUUCUCCUCCACCUGGUGAUUGAAAGCAAGAGUUUGACUUGGAUCCACAUGCUGGUCAUUGUGGGGAGCAUCUUAUCCUACUUUUUCUUUGCCUUGGCUUUCGGAGCCUUAUGUGUCACUUGCAACCCACCAUCCAACCCCUAUGGGAUUAUGCAGAAGCAUAUGCUAGACCCCGUGUUCUACUUAGUUUGUGUUCUUACAACCUGCGUGGCACUUCUGCCCAGGUUUAUAUACCGAGUUCUUCAGGGAUCCCUGUUUCCGUCUCCAGUUCUCAAAGCCAAGUACUUGGACAGACUACCUCCAGAGGAGAGAGCAGAAGCUCUCAAGAGGUGGAAAGGGAUUGGAAAGGACAAUCACAUGGCAUCUAAGUAUGCCAGCCAACCAGCUGCUAAGUCAGGAAGACCCACACCUGGCUCUUCCGCUGUCCUUGCGAUGAAGUCAGCAACAGUGUGUACUGUUGAGCAAAGCACAUGUGAGACUAUGCUAGACCUUGGCUACUCUGAACCUGGGGCCUCAAAGAUGACUGGACCCUCAGCAAGUUAAAAAUGCAGGAUUCACUGUUUAGAGUUGCCGAUAAUCUUUCAAGUUUGGAAGGAUGUAGAAGAGGUGCCUCUCAGAAGCAAGGAUUACUUGUGGCUUUGUACUAGGGAUAUCAUCAUUUUGCUUGGCAUGGAAAAACCAAGAACAAUUGUAUACCUGUGGGCACAUGUGUAAACAAGGGAUAGCAUUUGACCUGAGCAGAGUUUAGGGAAUAUUUAAUUCAGGAUAAUAUGUUCUUUUUGUGAAACUUUAUGAUUUUUGUAAAGGAGUUUUAAUUAUCUUAUAAAUGUAAACAUUUUCAAAGAAACUUAUUUGAGAAAUAUUUACUUUACAGAGAAGCCUUAUGCAUUUGAAAAAUGCUUUAUAUGAGAUCCAAGCUGAAAUCUCCUUAUGAAAAAAAAGUACUGUUAAAAAUUAUUCAUUAGGAAAACUCAUUAAUUUGAAGAUAAAUUCCCGAGACUUUUAUUUGCCAUGAGAGGAGGCUUUGGUCCUCCAUUGAAGGUGUUUAUCAUCACUCUCUGUCAUUUGAGCUUUGUGCUGAAGUAGAGCCUUUGUAGAGAAGGGCAAAGAAGAAGGCUAGUGUUUUCAACAGUACCAGGCUGCCUUCUGCUCUGUUUACUCUUCUGAGUAGACGCACAGACUCCCUAUGUGCAGAUGUUGUCAACCGGGAAACAGACAAAUGGCUGUGAAACAUACUCAGCUGAGCCUACAGGUGUGAGCAACUCCUGGGUUCUAAAACUGAUGACACCCACAUUAAAAUGAGACAGCCAUUUCGAAAGUCUUCCAGAGACCACUCGAGUGUUCACAGUUGUAACAGUGCUCCACAGUUUGUGUUGUGCCCUCCACAGAAUGAGGUAUGGGUUGAAACUGAUACAGGUUAUUCUCACUGGGAAUCUCCAAGGCUCUUAGAAAAGUAAACAUAUUGAAGGGUAGAGAGGCCUGUAGCAAGGUUUCUGCUGUGACAGAUCACGGACGGAUGCUGUCUUCGUUUAGUGCCUGGAAGCUAGUCUACACUAGUCCAGUCAAUUUGCUACUGUGAAGUCGUGUACUCUUGUUGAAAUCUUUCAAAGCUUCCAUAUCCACCUGACAGCUGCCACCUCUCUGUCAUCUAGAAUUCUCUUCAUGAACCUCUAUGCUAAAGGUUAGUGUCUACAUCAAAGUCGUGUAAACUGUUAUCUCAGGGUCUAACUGUUGCCCGCUGGGUGCCGUCCCAGUCACUUUCUGUACCUGCCUGGUAUCAUCGUUAAAUGGUCUUUUCACAUAGGCUGAUUUCUGGAACUGUCAUGAAACCAUGUGUCUAAACGAAGCUGCCUUUUGCUUCCUUGAGAUUUUUUUUUAAAUAAAUUAUUUAAUAAAUGAUGUUCACCGGAAACUGUCA